This is a messenger RNA of Pseudozyma flocculosa PF-1, 1683 nucleotides long. RefSeq lists its product as uncharacterized. Gene Ontology annotation, cellular component: cytosol; mitochondrion. The transcript is spliced from 3 exons. The record is from RefSeq and is a predicted model, not a curated record. Gene Ontology annotation, biological process: dTMP biosynthetic process. NCBI's taxonomy places the organism in Eukaryota, Fungi, Basidiomycota, Ustilaginomycetes, Ustilaginales, Ustilaginaceae. Bases 1 to 1683 code for a protein of 560 amino acids. Gene Ontology annotation, molecular function: thymidylate synthase activity.
AUGUCGAUGCCAAGAGUGUUUCUGGCGCGCCACGGCGAGACCGAGUGGUCCAUCUCUGGGCAGCACACGGGUCGGACCGACAUCGCCCUCACGCCGCACGGCGAGGAGGUCAUGAAGCAGCUCGCGCCUUCCAUCAUUGGCGUCGACAACGGCAAGCUCAUCGACCCCACCCGCCUCAGCCACAUCUUUGUCAGCCCGCGGUACCGCAGCCGGCGCACCCUCGAAAUCAUGCUGGAAACCGUGCCGGAGCGGGCGCGCAGCCAAGUGCCCCCCGUAGAGGUGCUCCAAGACUGCCGCGAGUGGGACUAUGGCGCCUACGAGGGCAAAAAGACCCACGAGAUCCGCGCCGUCCAGCCCGGAUGGGACAUCUGGCGAGACGGCACGCCCGACCACCCCGAGAGGCCCCUCGAGCUGCCCGGCGAGUCGGCCCAGCACAUGUCGGACCGCAUCGAUUCAGUCAUUGCCACCAUCCGCCGCCUCCAGUCCGGUCACGUAGACCGCCGCAACGGCGGCCACGACGUCGGCAACAAGACCUGCGACGUCCUCCUCGUCUGCCACGGCCACUUCAACCGCGUCUUUGUCGCACGCUGGCUCGGCCUCCCCAUCACCCAGGGCCGCCUCUUUGAGAUGGACCCAGGCGCCAUGGUCGUCCUUGGCUAUGCCCACCACUCAUUCCAGGAGCCCACCAUCGCCGGCAUCUUUUCUUCCAAGACCGGGCCCAAGCCAGACGCCCUGCCCAGCUCAAGCGCCGUCGCAGUCGCAGGCCCCGCCGUCGCUGCCGGGCACGAGGAGUCGCAGUACCUCUCGCUCGUCUCGCGCGUCAUUGCCGAGGGCGAGCACCGGCCCGACCGCACGGGGACGGGCACCAUUGCGCUGUUUGCGCCCCAGCCCUGCCUCCGCUUCAGCCUGCUCAACAACGCCCUGCCCCUCCUCACCACCAAGCGCGUCUUUCUGCGCGGCGUCCUCGAGGAGCUCCUCUGGUUUGUCGCCGGCUGCACAGACUCAAAGGUCCUCACCGAGCGCGGCGUGCACAUCUGGGACGGCAACGGCUCGCGCGACUUCCUCGACGGCCGCGGACUCUCGCACCGGCGCGAGGGCGACCUCGGACCCGUCUACGGCUUCCAGUGGCGCCACUUUGGAGCAGAGUACAAGGACUGCGACGCCGACUACGCCGGCCAGGGCGUCGACCAGCUGCGCGACGUCAUUGACAAGAUCAACAACAACCCCACCGAUCGUCGGAUCAUCAUGUCGGCGUGGAACCCGAGCGACCUCGGCAAGAUGGCGUUACCGCCAUGCCACAUGUUUGUGCAGUUCUACGUCUCGAACCUGGCAGCACACGCCGCGGGGACGGGGCGCAAGCAGCUGAGCGCGCAGAUGUACCAGCGGUCGUGCGACCUCGGGCUGGGGGUGCCGUUCAACAUUGCGUCGUACGCGCUGCUGGUGCACAUGAUUGCGCACGUGACGGGCUGCGAGGCAAAGGAACUCACCAUCAGCAUGGGAGAUGCCCACGUCUACUCGGAUCACGUCGAGCCGCUCAAGCUGCAACUGCAACGGGAUCCGCUACCCUUCCCGACGCUCCGGUUCAACCGCGACGUAAACGACAUUGACGACUUCAAGUACGAAGACUUUGCGGUAGAGGGCUACAAGUGCCACGGCAAGAUUGACAUGAAGAUGAGCGUCUAG